Molecule: messenger RNA, 7044 nt
Organism: Linepithema humile (Argentine ant)
Lineage: Eukaryota; Metazoa; Arthropoda; Insecta; Hymenoptera; Formicidae
Source: RefSeq, a predicted model, not a curated record
ACCGUAGUGUAUGGAAUACGAGAUCACGGGUGUUGGCGUGUGUGAAAUUUCGAUCGAAAAUGUGCGAUGCUUUCCUGAGACGGAUAUCGAAAGAGAGACUGCAACGACGACGACGAUUCCAGAUGCUCACUGGACUCUUUCGUAAUCGCUAGUGCUCUAAUUGUGCUCAUUAAUUGUGAUAAAAUACGCAACGUAUUCGAAAUGCUUUGAAAAUUUCGCAUUCCGUAGCCGUUUUAAUCGCGAGAGAGAGUGAGAGAGCGAGAGUAAGAGAGAGACCGUGUGUGAAAUCGAUAAGAGUUUCUGCGUAUGGAUGUGCCGCCGACCUUUGCCUAGAGUUGCAGAUAAUUACAUAAAUAGGCAUUGCGCUAAUUUCUCUUCUUCACAAAAUUUUUCCUGACUGCAUAUUUAAGAUGAUCAAAUCGAGUUUAUCUUGUAAGCGGAAGUUAAGUUUGGAUUCUUGGUGAUUAGGAUCUGUUGCUCUUUUUCACUAGCAACACAUCAAGAUGACAUCAACAAAGUCUAAAGAAGUUGCCGAUGAGUACAUCUCAUCUCUAUCUGAUCUAUCGUUCAACAGUAAGCCGCUUAUUAACAUGCUCACCAUGCUGGCAGAAGAUAACAUUGAACAUGCACCAGCGAUAGUGCAAGCUGUCGAAACUCAUCUACAAAAGGUGAGAAGCGAUAUCAAGUUGCCAGUACUCUAUCUCAUCGACUCGAUUGUCAAGAAUGUGAAUGGAGACUAUUUGAAUCUCUUUACGCAAAAUAUAGUGAAUACAUUUUGUGGAGUGUUUGAGAAGGUCGAUGAGAACACAAGAGCCAGCAUGUGGAAGCUACGGCAAACGUGGAAUGACGUAUUUCCACCAAAGAAAUUGUUUUCAUUAGAUGUGCGAGUACAAAGUAUCGAUCCCGCAUGGCCAGUCACUGCCCCUUCUGCUAGUAUUUCUUCAGGUUCUAUACACGUAAACCCGCGAUUUCUUUCAAUGCCUCAACAACAAGCUGCAACGUCAAUUGUGCAGCCAAUAGUGCCGUCUGUCAAAUUACCACCGGGAGAACCGGCAACAACAACAGAAGCAGCUAUGCGAGAGCAACUGUUGAAAAAGCAACGGGAAUUAUUAGAAUUGCAAAAGAAGAAGAUUGAACUGGAACUGUUGCAAGCGAAAGCAAGUUUAGAGCAACAACAGAGACAACUCGACAAACAAGCUGGUAGCUUGAAGACAGAAGUGGUUAUACCUACUGCUCACAUCCCGCCAACCACGGAGGCAGCAGCGCAAGGAAAACCCAUAGCACCUGUGGUACCAAAUCAAACGCCGCAACAAGUAGCAAAACAGUUUCCUGCGGCAGCUGCGUCGCUUUUAAAGAAUGCAGGAGCAAACAGCGGUCCACGAAUUGCACCAGCUAGUAGUAUAGCGGUAGCGUCGGCUAAACCAGUCUCGCGAGAUCCACGUUUGAAACCCACUCCUGCUGUUCAGGAAGUGGCAGUACCAACAGUAGAUCCACGACAGCGAGCGGGUACGACUAGUCCAAAAGAACAGCGGAAUGAAGGCCAAACGCAGCCUGUCGCAAAUAUCAUUGUAACUUCAAACCUAUUAAAACAGCAGUUAAUUUCGAAACCGGCUGUAACUAGCACUAUCAACAAGCCUCCGGCAAAUCCUGCCGGUUCCGAUAAUCCAACGUUAUUAAACGUUAUUAAUAAUAACAAUCAUACUGAUACGAAUCUCAACAAUAAUAAUAAAAAUUUCAGUGGUAACACAAAUAAAGAUGCUGUCUCGCAUCGAACAAAGAAAGACCCUCGAUUUUCAGUAUUGUCAACCGAGAACAAUCGAGGAAGUGGAAGCGGUGAGUCCAACAAGUCGAAAGAAUCGAAGAGCUCAAACUCACGCGGCUCUUCCUCGUCUUCGACGUUCGAUAAGUCUUCCACUUCCUCCAAGUCCUCGCAUAGGAAAGUAGGCAUUAAGUCGCGAUCUAAACAGCCUUCGAUGUGUCCAAGUAAGAUUCCGAAAGUCGACAGAGACUCGAGUCCGGUUAGGUCAAAAUCUCGCGAGAAAGACAGCGAAGAUAGUUCACCGUCCUCACGUACCUCUCCACAGUCCUCCUUCCAAGCCUCUAAAAACCGUAAGAAGAACACAAAAUCGAGAAAACGUAGUCCAAGUCCCCCGUAUAGAAUUCCCAGGCGUAACGAUACGAAAUCGAGUUCAAGUUUGAGCAGUUCUGGUGGUGUUACUGAGGAGGAGCAAUCUGGUUCGCUGAUAGUAUCUCCUCCUCAUCCACCGGCAUUCAAAGAGAUCAGAUCAAACGCUAGACAGAGAAAUUAUGUAAGACGAAAUAAAGACGACAGUCUUAGUCCUGAACGUUCUCCAGCCAGUGCUGGAAAUGCUCAAAUCGCUGCUGAACCGACAUUGGAAUCCUCUAGCAAAGACGAAGAUCUCAGGGCACCGCUGUCUCUACCAGGCACCACUAUUUCCGUACCUGAAAAGAAAGAGGAUUUAGAUCUACGAGUAUUACCAUCUGUUAACACUAAUAAGAGACGCAGUGAUGAGCACACAGAAGGAACCCCGUCUAAGAAAACUAAGGCUGAGAAGUUUGAUGCAUUAUUUGGUAAUGAAGAUGUAGAUUUGCGCACUCUGACACAUCCUAAAGCCGGUCGACCUCCGACACCUCCGCCGCCUGUGAUUUCCGGAGAAGAUGGAAAAGAUAGCUGGGCGAAGUUAAAGACGCCAACAAAGAAUGAUAGAGAUAAGCAAAUUAACAAUGCCGACGAAAAGCGCGAGAGGGACCGUAAUAGAGACAGGCUGGGUCGUCUCAGACUUUAUAACAAGCUUCCGGACGAUCCUAAAGAAAGAAGAAGAACAUUGUCGAACGAGGAGCAAGACGUCAGACCGGGACGCAGAGGUCGGGAAAAUGACAAGCCUGAGAGAAAUGACGAUAGAAAUAUCGAGAUAAUAAUGAAACAAGCUGCCGAGCAAUUGAAUCAAGGCUCGAUUACGAAAACACAGUACAACACCUUGAUACAAGAAGUGUUGCAUAUGAGUGAGGAUCGGAAAUUACGUGCCGCACAGCGCAAGGAGAAAGAGGGUACUAUAAUAUGGGAGAAAGGUAUUAACAUGGACAUGUCCGGUGCUGCGGAUCGCGUCGCGUCGUUCAGUCCGUCUAACGAUAAGGAAGUGAUAAGGAAUAAGGAACAUCCGAUACCGCGAAACCCGAACGGGCCGCGAUGGAAUCAACCGUGGCAACAGCCUUGGGCGCAUCCGCCGGGGCCGUACGGGCCGCAGGGCCACUUUAAUUCGGACAUGAGAUCUGUCGCACCUUGGCAGAAUCCGAGACACUUCGGACCGAUGAGGCCGGAUUACCAAUAUCACGGCGCCUUCAAUCACAACAUGGGGCCUAAUCCGCGCUUAGGGCCCGGCAUGAUGGGUCCGAUGGGCCCCAACGGACCGAUCAUGUCGAAUCUUCUGCCGAACGGCCCGAUGGGACCGAUGGGACCCAUGGCGAACCCUUCCAUGGCAAUGGGAUGUCAUCCCGCGAUGAUGAUGAAUAACGGACCGAUGACGAAUCUCAUGACCAAUCCGAAUAUACCGCCCUUGGUGUCCGGUAGGAACGCGUCACCGAACACAUCUGCCAAAUACGAUCUCGAAGACAGUGACCAGAGUUACGGCAACGUGGUGAAGAACGCGGGAUCGCAUAAUCGCGAAUUGCCGCCGCCGGAUUCGAAGUUGCUCACCGAGAUAGCGAGAGACACCAUGAAGUCCAUAAAUAUCGAUAAUAUACCGCGAGAAAUUCGGUACUACGGACAGACGGGUGUGGUCUUUAUGAAUUGGGAUGAUCCGCGGGAAAUUGGUUUCCAGGACGGCGUGAGAAGAAUACUAAUCGAUGAGAAAGAUACUAUAACUUGCGCAUUUAACGAUCAGUAUAAGGAGUUUAUAUACGAGGGAGAAGUACACAGAAUCAAACUAGGUGCGCCUACUCGAGAAUUGUACAUCGACGAUCGCUGGUACGAGUGUUAUUUCGGUGGUAUGCCAAUAACGAUCGAGCUUGGCGGCAAAAAAAUUAGUGUGAAAUUGGAAGGACCACCGCCGCAAGUUAAAAUCGGCACUGUAAAGAGAAUAGAUCUUGUGGUCGCAAAAAUCAAUCUCAUCAUUAACGCGCGAAAUAUGGUGCCAGUAUUUUUGGACGCAAAACCACAAAUAUUCGAAAUCGAAGGGAAACCCCAUACACUGGAAUUCACAGACGCGUUACAGACAGUUCUUCUAAAUGGACGACCGUUUAAAGUCGAAUUCGGCGGAUUGCCCAAACCUAUCGUUGUCAGAGACAAAAAGCAUUUUAUUAGAUUUUCAGUUCUGCCAAGAGGUGUGCGUGCUGGUCAUGUUAAAAUUAGUGGGAUGAGAGGCGAAGAUCCUGUCGAAUCACCACCAACAACACCUGUGAUUGCUCAAAAACCGAAGGUGGACGCUGCAGCUACACCAAGUCAGGCACCGGUUGUAGAACACGAAUCUACAUCGCAAGAUGGCUCGGACUUCACUUCCACCUCCAAACCAGACUUGCAAUUGGAUAUGUUGUCGUCAGUUCUACCCUCGGCAAUGGCACCAUCGUCUGGUUUGUCAUAUCAAGCCGAACCCGCGGAGAAUCCACCCGCACCGGCGCCAGUAUUGCCAUUGAAUAUGAACGAAUUGUUCCAAAGACUGGUCGAAACUGGUAUUGUUCCAAGCCUUACGGAACAAAAGAAGCAAGAAGAAGAAGAGAAGAAAGAACCAGAGAUUAUUCCUGUCUGCUUCGAUAAGCCAGAGACUCUUAAAGUUAAGCAACCAGCCAUUGCCACGGCAUUAUAUAGCGGUAUGCAGUGCAGUUCUUGUGGAGCCAGAUUUGCACCUGAGCUAGCCACUCGAUACAGCCAUCAUUUAGAUUGGCAUUUCAGGCAGAACAGGCGUGAACGAGACUCUGCGAGAAAAGCGCACUCUCGACCUUGGUAUUAUGAUGUCAGUGAUUGGAUACAAUUCGAGGAAAUUGAAGAUUUAGAAGAUAGAGCGCAAAGUUGGUUUGAGACUGAAAAACAGACGGCGGAGACGGAAGGUGUGGUUGCCGACGAUACACCUCAGGAAACGUUACAGCCUAGCGUGCCGACUGGCAGCGAUGAAGAUUCGAGAUGUCAAGUUUGUCAUGACGCAUUUGAACAAUUUUACAAUGAGGAAAAAGAGGAAUGGCAUUUGAGACCGGCGAUUAAUUACGAGGGAAAGAAUUAUCAUCCACUCUGUCUGGAAGAUUACAAGAGAGCGUUGGAAAAGUCGGCCUUGACACUUGAGGAGACAGUUGCAGAAAUUGAGGAAGGUAAAAUAGAAGGUUCCGAAGAAGCGGCCGGAGUUGAGUCUAAACAAGAAGAAUCCAAUGUAGAAGUGUUGAAAAAGGAAUCUGAAUCUACAGAAAAUACGGAACAAGUGGAGGAAAAUUCUAUAGAACCCACUACAUCAGAAAAUAAAGAAGAAUCUUCUAAUGUGGAUAAUUCCGAAGUCGUGCAAAAUGAUGCAGAGGAGAAAGAAAAGGUAGAAAGUGUUAAUGAAGAAAAUGCAGCUUCGGACGACGUCGAGAAAGACGCGUCUGCGAUAAAUGAGGAAAAGAAAUCGCCGGAUGAAAAUGUAAUCAUGCCAUUCGAAAACAUUAAGAUUAAAGAGGAACCAUUGGAUUACGUUAGCGAAGAGCCCGACAGUGAAAUGUUCGUGUUUUCCAAUUUGGCAAUUAAAGAGGAGCCUAUAGAAUCCGAACCUGAUCCCGAAGAAAUUGUAAACGAGCAGGCUAUGGUUGAUACGACGCACGCUGCAAUGAAAAGUUCCAUCGACGGAAAUGUGGAAUUGGACUCGGCACCGUCAGCUAUUCCCGCGGCUCCGUCGCGAAUUAAGAUCAAUAUCACUAAACCGUUGAGUUCUAACAAAGAGUUGUCUGAAGAGAAUAAAGAAAAGGAAAAGGUAGCGAUUGAAACGCCCGUAGAGGAAAACGCGGAACAGCCAUUAGUACCAGCUUCCAUUAAACCGAGUUUACAGGGUAGGAAGCUAUCGAAUUUACCUCCUGUGGAGAAAGGACAAGAGUUGUCAGGACUCUGCUCCAUCAUGUAAAUAGUAGUGUACAGUUUACAAAUGAGUCUCCAUGAUAAUACGUGUAUAAAGUAUUAAAUUUACACUUAAUAUAGAGCACUUGAUUCUAAGUUUAUACUUUGUACAUCAUAAUUUUGUACAGCUUGUACGACAUGAUGUAUAUGCUUUUUUACUCGUAGACAUUGUUUUUUAUUCCUUUUUGUAAUAUCGUUGUUACCAUUUAAGUAAAUUUAUAAGUAUCUGCUAUAAGAAUCUGUAUUACGAUUGUAAAUUUAACUUGCAAAUGGAAAUAAUUUACAAACAGAGAUAAAAAUCUUUAUAUGGAAGUAAACAUCACGUCGUACAAGUUAAAAAAAAAUGCGUGUGUGAGAAUGAAUGUAUCUUAAUUAUUAGCGUCUCGACACGCAAAAAAAAGAUGGAGCUGUACAUAUUUCGUGUAAAUUAGCUAAGUACGAUAUAUUAGCAUUCCCCGCGAGAGUAAGUGUAUGAUCGAGUGAAAUUGAUUUGAUCGCAAAUCUUUGUGAAUUUAAUGAUUUACAUUCAGUGACGAUUUCAAGUGUUACUUGUGCUUAUGUAAAUUUGAUGAUGAUCAUUUAUACUAAUUGAGAACUUUAAGUAUUUAUACUUCUAUACAACGGCGACAACUCUUGGAAACAAACGUGUCCAGUGAGUUCGUUUGGAGCAAGGAGAUUCAUUUCAAGAUGUAAAAAUUAUGUGAUAUAUGUGUGAGUUGUCUACUUGUAUUAUACAUAUAUAAAUAAUCAGCGGAAAAACAAUGACGUCGGUAUCAGAUAAGAUUAGAUGAGCAUUAUUUUGUUGUAUAAAACAAGAUUUGUUUAUUACAGGUUUGACUUCCUUUUUAAUCAACCUUUCUACGAUAUCCUUUAAGACAAUUAUAACUUCGAAACUAUUUAGGAUAUUUGAAUUCAUAAGGACAUUUCGACAACAAUAAAGACAUUGCUAAAAAGUU